Durusdinium trenchii is the source of this 408-nucleotide messenger RNA. NCBI's taxonomy places the organism in Eukaryota, Dinophyceae, Suessiales, Symbiodiniaceae. The record is from the annotation of a GenBank genome assembly.
AUGGGCAAUUGUUCGUCUAGCUGGGCCAUUGCUGCCGUCAGCUCCAUGACGGACAGGCUUUGCAUUGCCCAGAAUGAGAGGCUUGAAUUGUCAGUGCAACAGCUUCUUUCGUGUGAUCAAAAGUUUGGGAAAGGCUGCAAUGGAGGUGCUCUGGACAUGGUUUGGAACUAUAUGAAGGAGGAGGGCUUGGUAAGUUCCACGUGCUUUCCUUACAAGGAAAGCUCAGGCUUCUUCAAGGAAGCUGCCCCCGCCCUCAGGCUGACGCCCUUCCGUGUUCUUUCCAGUGCAACGAGGAGCCCAAGCGGCUCAGCUCCGCGUGUCGUCUCAGCACUGCAGAGCAGAUCCGUCGAGAGAUAUUCAUCAACGGCCCUGUGGUGGCCCCCAUUGUGCUUUGGAAUGACUUCUUGA